AUCGUGAUUCGGUAGUUCAUGAGUCGACGGCUGGACACCCUCUUUGCUAAAUAUGGCGUUGUGCUCGUUUGGCCUCCCUACAAGACCGCACAAAUGCGCGCUUGUAGGCGUUGCAAAGUCAAUACUGGCCGCUCAUAUUCCGAAAGAGAUGCCGUUUUCUUCCACUACUUUAUUGCAUAAGGCCAUCGCAGUUGGCUGCAUCUCCCACCCAUGCCAGCUUCGGCAAUUUCAGAAUAUCUAGGAUGUCAUGGACCUGCUCCAGGUCAGCCGCGCCAUCGAUUACCUUCAGCCCGCCACUAUUGUCCUCGAACAAGAGUGAUGCACCUUUCCAAAAGGGGUAGUAUGUCUGAUGCGGACUUCGAUGUACAGUGGAGCCAGCGACAUGCCACGGGCCUCCUUGUGUUGGGUAUCAAUGGACGUCUCCGUCUUGGAGAGUCGGAUGGUCCUUAGACUGGGGAGAGCUUUGGUCGUCUUCGCAAAGCUAUAAAUUGCUGGAUGUUUCCCUGCCUUGAUGGACCAUGUUUCUCAAACUCUUCUAAAAUCGUCAGGCACAAGAACUCAAUUUUAUCCAAGUCUCCUUUGAUUACGAACAACCUACCGAUUCGAACUGCGACUCCCCAGUGGCUAUGGUCCGAGUCGCGUCAGCUGUGGUAGCUCUGGGAGCUGUAUGCUUUGCGGCAUCAGAACAAGUGUUCGGUUUCAAAUCGGGCCCUUCGGCACCGCACAUCCCUCCGGGGCUCUCCCAUGGGUUUGCACCGGCCUACUCGUCGAAUAAAACCGACAAACCGACUCAAUAUUUGAUGGCAGGACCGCAGUUAACAGGAUACGCGGCAGCAUCCGCGGUGAAUAAAGUGCCUGUGAUUCCGAUCUCCGGGGACGGAAUAAACUGUCCAAGCAAUACAGAGCCCAGUGCUAAGAGCUCCGAUGGCUACCAGUGCAUGUACGGAAAUGCAGAGGGGACUAUCCACCUUCACUCCGCAUUGUCCAAGUGCUGCUAUUCGCCUCAGGAAUCGGUGUUCUUGCUCUCUACGACGGGAGAGACGUACCAUGCGGCGAAUUACUUCUUCGAUAGUAAAUACUGCUGUGUUGACGAGGGCGAGGUGGACGCUUCGCUCACUGAUGGCAUGUGCGUGUACGGGCAAUCGCGGCUGACGGUGCCGACUUCGUACGUGACCAAGUGCUGCUGGAAUAAGAAGACGGAUUCGUUUGGGGUACACUUGCGACAGUCCGUGCCGAACAUUCCGCACGUCGUCAUCAACAAGGGGGCCAAGGUAGAUAUCUUUCCGGAUCUGAGUGCGGGAGCGACAGUCGUGGAAGCGAACAUCUACCAGUCGUUUAUGACCCUGAAGAUAAUGCUCUGGCUCGGCGGGGCGAUCAACGAGCAUAUUACGUUCACGAUACAGGUGUGGUACAGUCACAAGUGGGAGAUUGCUCGACGAUGGCAGUUUGGGACGUGGAUCCCGGGCGAGGUGUACGCUGAUUUCGAGACGCUGAUCAGGCCUGACCUCUCGAUCGACUACAAGGUGCACUACACGGGCAGUGGGAUAUUUGGGCGGCUGGAGGCGACGACCGGGCCGUUCCACAUCGAUACCCCUCCCGAACUUAAGCUGUUUCUGGGCAACCUGAAAAUGUGCUAGGAAUAUCUCAUUUGGCAUAAGAUAAGUUAUGAAGAAGACUGUCUCUGUCGGAUGAUUGGUCAUUGAUGCAUGUUGUGUGGACUGCUGGCCCUGUUGUCAAUAUCAAAUUAUCAAGCAUUGGACGGCAGUGAGGAAGUAAAUAGCUUGACAUAGUUAAUGCAGUUCCGUACUCCGGACAUGAGAUUAUUUCUACAAGCAUCCAAUGGGACAAUGAAGCUGGAUGUCGGAUAACCGACCAACUCUGUGGCUGCUGGCUGUGACUGGUUUCUGUUUGGCAGAAAACCGGCUUUUAACGAGAGGUGAGUCCAAG
Messenger RNA from Coccidioides immitis RS, 1947 nucleotides. RefSeq lists its product as uncharacterized. The coding region runs from base 627 to 1637 and encodes 336 amino acids. The transcript has a single exon. The record is from RefSeq and is a predicted model, not a curated record. NCBI's taxonomy places the organism in Eukaryota, Fungi, Ascomycota, Eurotiomycetes, Onygenales, Onygenaceae.